ACUUACACAAAUUAAUUUUAUUGAAAACACUCGCUCAUCACCUAAUAAAACUUUAAGCUAUGCUUGGGAAAAGAGAGAAGAAAAAGAAUCAACCAUGCAAUCUAUCCCAUCAACUACUGAGAUAGCUAAGUCUCUUUCAGCCAAAUUUAAUAAGAGAAAAGAUCCUCAAGAAAAACCUUCUUCACCAACAUCUAAUUUAAAUAUCAAUUAUAAUUCACAAGAUGAUACUCAACUUGAUAUAUCUGAUGAUAGGAAUGAAAUUUUAACACAACUACGAAAAACAAGAGGAAGGAAAAAAAAAUAA
This is a messenger RNA of Funneliformis geosporum, 304 nucleotides long. NCBI's taxonomy places the organism in Eukaryota, Fungi, Glomeromycota, Glomeromycetes, Glomerales, Glomeraceae. The record is from the annotation of a GenBank genome assembly.